This is a messenger RNA of Anthostomella pinea, 1647 nucleotides long. Lineage: Eukaryota; Fungi; Ascomycota; Sordariomycetes; Xylariales; Xylariaceae. The record is from the annotation of a GenBank genome assembly.
AUGGCGACCACUCCAUUGCAAAGUGGUGUUCAGGCCGUUGGGCGUCUGGCCAUGGUGAGGCCAGCGGGCGUGGUGUUGACUCGCGCAGCAUAUAACUAUGGACGACAGACUGUGGGAGGCCUGCGCAUGGCCAGCACUGUCACAACCGAGGGAAACGCGUUGAGUGGGUAUUCCAACACUGUCGAGGAAGAAACUUCACAGGAACUCGUUCUAAUUGUUUGCUCAGACAAAAAGGAACGAGUCGUAAUCCUGGGUUCCGGAUGGGCUGGCUAUGCUUUUGCAAGGACGCUGGAUCCAAACAAGUUUGAGAGGAUCAUAAUAUCUCCGCGCUCCUACUUCGUCUUCACCCCACUGCUUGCUGGCACAUCGGUUGGGACGCUGGAGUUCCGCGCCGUACUUGAGUCCGUACGGAGACUGGGUCUGGUCAACUUCCACCAGGGAUGGGCCGAUGAUAUUGACUUCAGUCGCAAGACCAUCCACGUUGAAGCCAACACGUCCGAUGACCUAGCCUCAAGAACGAGGCUAUUAAUGAAACGCUCGCAAGAUCCCGCCGAGAAAGGUCCUAUGUUUGACGUCCAGUAUGACAAGCUCGUCGUCGCAGUAGGGGCAUACAGCCAGACUUUCGGCAUCGAAGGCGUCAAGGAGCACGCCAACUUCCUGAGGGACAUUGGUGACGCCCGAAAGAUCCGCAUGAAAGUGCUACAGAGCUUCGAGAAGGCAACUCUACCGAUCACCACUAACGAGGAGAAGCGCAAGUUGCUUCAUUUCGCCAUCGUGGGUGGUGGGCCUACAGGAAUCGAGUUUGCCGCCGAGCUACAUGAUCUGGUACACGAGGACCUUGCGAAAACAUACCCGGAUCUGAUUAAGCUCGUCAACAUCACCGUCUACGACGUCGCGCCGAAAGUACUGCCCAUGUUCGACCAGAAACUGGCGAAAUACGCUAUGGACACGUUCGGGCGAGAGGGCAUUGCCGUCAAGACAGAGCAUCAUCUGACACGGAUCCGGCCUGACGAGGACUGCGAAGGCUGCCUAAAAUUGAAGAUCCAGGAGUAUGGCGAAGAAGAGGUCGGAGCUGGUAUCGUGGUCUGGAGUACGGGACUGAUGCAGAACCCUCUGGUCAAGAAGAUGGAAUCGAAAGUCAUUCAGCGCCUAUCGCCCUCGGGCGAUGCUUUCUCGGCAGAAGAGAUGCAAAUACAGAAAGAUCCCAAGACCAAAAGCAUCGUCACCGACUCGCAUCUACGCGUCACCAUGGUACCAGCGGGCUCGCAAGAAAACGCAAACGAGAUGGUCAAGGGCAGUCUGUUGCCGGACGUAUACGGCAUUGGCGACUGCACCGUCAUAAAGGGGCAGGGCUUACCAGCCACCGCACAGGUGGCGAGUCAGCAGGCGACGCACCUGGCGAAGCGGCUCAACAAGGGAGACGUCGACCAAACCCCAUUCAAGUUCAAGAACUGGGGCACGAUGACGUACCUGGGCAACUGGACAGCCAUCCACCAGAGCAGCGCCGACGAGCUGACGGGCUGGGCGGCUUGGGUACUGUGGCGCACGGCGUACCUCACCAAGAGCAUGAGUCUACGGAACAAGAUCAUGGUGCCCGUGUACUGGGCCAUGUCGUGGAUAUUUGGAAGGGACAUCUCACGGUUCUAG